AUGACAGACACAGCUGCGGGCGGGUGCGGCGACAACCGCUUCGGCCCGUUCAUUUUGAUAUCAGAUUGUCGAGGGGGCUUCGACUUUACAAUCCUCUUCGAGUCGAGCAUCCUGAAUGUACUACCGGCUGCAUGCUUUCUAGUGCUGGCGCUGGCACGACUAUACUAUUUGUCGAAACAAUCGGUCAAGGUGUCGUCUUCGAUCUUUCAUCGAAUCACAUUGGGAACAUCAAUCGCAUAUGCAGCUAUUCAAGUCGCUCUUGUGGUGCUGGUCACCAAACAGCACCAGGGUGAAGCAGAGAGCGUCGUCUUGGUCGGUGUGAUCCUGGGUCUAGUGGCGGCACUGGGUAUGACUGCGUUGAUCGACCUGGAACAUUUCCGAUCCAUCAGACCGUCGUUCUUGGUCUUCGCGGACGAAGAGACGGUUCUUUCACUGCGAGACGUCCGCUUUGGUUGGAAGUCCUCGUCCAUAUCAGACACUCCGAGCAUCACGCUCGACUUUGUAUCUUCGGAUACUGGCACACUUGCCAUGCUCUUGGGGCCAAUUGGCUGCGUGAAAUUAACUUUCCUGAAAGGUCUCGCUGGCGAGGGGCCGGUAUUGGAAGGGGAGCUCUUCAUCACAUACCCCGACAUUACCUUCUGUGACGAGAAUGCAUGGCUGUCGAAUGCUUCCAUCAGAAGCAACAUCAUUGGCGAGGACGCUUUUGAAUUUGAUUCAAUCUUGUAUCGUACUGUGGUGAACGCAUGCGUACUCGAUCUGGAUUUGAAGGGGAUGGCUGCCGGGGAUGAGAGUGUCGUGGGUAGCAAAGGAUCUAAACUCAGUGGUGGCCAGCGACAAAGAAUUGCUAUCGCACGAGCCGUGUACGCUCGCAGACGCAUCGCUUGCUUCGAUGGUUUUUUCAGCGGCCUGGAUAAUGCGACUACCCGACCUGUAUUUGACAAUGUCUUUGGCUUCAACGUGCAUCACCUGUCCGAGGCCGACAAGAUUCUCAUGUUCGGGGGGAAUGGCGGGAUUGCCAAAAUAAGCCGAUUUGCUGACCUUCGGGACGAUUUGGGCCAAUUCACCUUGCAGCAUGAAGUUGAAGCUACGGAUGAUCACGAGACACAGGCAACUGAUGAGAAAUUUUUGCCGAUCGGCGAGAAACCAGUCAGUAAUGCCGUAGUUAAUUCCAGUCUGCAGACCACAGAUAGGGCUGUCUACAAGUACUACUUCUCUGCGUUAGGCUGGCUACAAGUUUCUGUGCUGCUGUUCUUCCUCGUCACGAAUGCUGGCGUCAACGCCUUUCGCUAUGUGUGGGUUGAUAUUUGGGCAUCCAGCCGCAAUAACACGUCCAACUCACAGGUUGGGUACUGGCUUGGGCUGUAUGGGCUGUUCUCCGUUGUGGAAUUAGCAUCCCUCAUGGCCGCGGUGUUCAAACCUUAUUCUUUCCUUUGGAACAUAGAUACUGGAGCUUUGGUGGCCCGGUUCAGCCAGGACAUGAGGCUUGUGGAUAUGGUCUUGCCUAGUGGGUUUAUAUCAACAAGAUUCCCCGGAAUCACCACGAUCCGCGCAUUCUCCUGGCGCGAUACUACCUCCAUCCGAAUGAUUUCUAUGCUCGACACCGCCCAGCGACCCUACUAUCUCUUGCUCUGCAUCCAACGUUGGCUCAGCCUCGUGCUCAACCAAAUAGCAGCCGUCAUUGCAGUGCUUCUUGUAGGAACAGCAAUUUCUCUCCGCACCCGCGUGCAGCCAGGUCUUUUGGGUAUUGCACUUGUGAUGAUGACAGACCUUGGACGAGUCCUCUCAUCCCUGGUGCAGAAUGACACUCUUCUUGAAACUUCGCUCGGAUCAAUUUCCCGUAUCAAGGAGUUUGCUGAGACUACGCCGAAUGAGGAGAAUGAGCUGCUGGCUUGA
This is a messenger RNA of Penicillium diatomitis, 1893 nucleotides long. RefSeq lists its product as uncharacterized. The coding region runs from base 1 to 1893 and encodes 630 amino acids. The record is from RefSeq and is a predicted model, not a curated record. Gene Ontology annotation, cellular component: membrane. Gene Ontology annotation, molecular function: ATPase-coupled transmembrane transporter activity; ATP hydrolysis activity; ATP binding. NCBI's taxonomy places the organism in Eukaryota, Fungi, Ascomycota, Eurotiomycetes, Eurotiales, Aspergillaceae. Gene Ontology annotation, biological process: transmembrane transport. The transcript is spliced from 8 exons.